UCUGGAACAACACGCUAGGAGGAGACUUCCGCAUCGGGAGGAGGGUGAAUAAAACGCAUAAAAUCUUGUCGCUUGGGUUUAAGCAGCAUUCAGCAAAUACGUUUAACGUCUGCAGUGUCAGUAAAUACAGUCAGUGGGUGUGUUGUUCAGAAGUAAACCCUAGCAAGCUUGCUAAGAAACAUUUGGCGUGCCGGUGUGGGGCAGUCGCGUUGGCCUUAGCAGAAAGGACCAUGAGAUGAGCUCUGUCCUCCGUUUACUCUCUGGUUCCCGCCGCGAUGAACGACAAGCUGGUGUUCUUGGGGCUGCUGUACUUUGUCCAGGGCAUCCCGUACGGCCUGCAGUCCUCGCUGCUCCCCGUGUACCUGCGGGGCGCUGGCCACUCCCUCACCCGCAUCAGCCUCACCAAAGUGCUCUAUUUGCCCUGGGUGCUUAAGGUGCUUUGGGCCCCUCUGGUGGACCGGACGGGCACCAAGCGCUGCUGGCUCGUGGCCACGGUGGCCGGCCUGGCCCUGGCCUGCCUGGCGGGCGGCACCCUCUCGCCCGAGACGCAGUACGCGGGCGUGGCGGCCUGCCUCCUGGCCAUGAACGCGCUGGCGUCGGUGCAGGACAUCGCGGCGGACGGAGCGGCCGUGCGCCUGCUGCGGGGGCAGGACGAACUCGGCCUGGGCAACACCGCGCAGGUGGUGGGCUAUAAGGCCGGGUCGGUGUUCGCCGGCGGGGGGCUCCUGGCCGUCAUCGACGUGGCAGGCUGGGGAUGGAUGUUCACGCUGCUGGCGUGCGUGUACGCCGGGGUGGCGCUGUUCGUGUGGGGCGCCCCAGUGCUGGACGGUGAGCCCGGCCGCACGCCCAGCGAGACCCGGAGGGGCUCCAGGGAAGCAGCGAGACCCUGGAGAGUUUGGAGGAAGCUGAUGGCGGUCCCCGGGACCACAUGGACGGUGCUGUAUGUACUCACCUAUAAGCUAGGUGAGCAGGGGGCCAUCUCCAUGUUCCCACUCUUCCUAUUGGACCACCACAUGACGGCGCGUGAACUCGGCCUGUGGAACGGCCUGGUCGCGAUGGCGUUCUCCAUUGGCGGGUCCUCUGUCGGGGGUUUCUUACUUUCCCAGUACAGCCUCGGCUUAUUGAUGAGGCGUGUGUUCGUAAUUCGGACUGUUGGCAUGGUUUUCCAGUGCUCUUUACUCACUGUGCUGGAGCCCUCUUCCCUUAUGAAAGGGAUUUCUGUGUUGAGUCUGAGUGCGCAGCACUUCAUCGCGGGCCUCAUCACCACACUCACCUUCACCUGCAUGAUGAACUGCACACAGAGAGCUGAAGAGAGCAUCCAGGCUACUCACUACAGUUUCUUGGCUACCCUGGAGGUGCUGGGCAAACUGAGCUUCAGUGCCCUGGCUGGGGGUAUGGUGGACACAGUGGGCUUUCCUAUAGCCUUCCUCCUCUUCUUCUUCCUCACUUCCAGCAGCGCCCUGCACGUGUGGCACGCCACGGAGACGGGCGUCCUGAAGGACCAGUCGAAAGGGCAGCCGCAGUGAGUGGCCCGACGCGAGGGAUGGGGACAGAGGGUUUAGGUACCAGGUUUCAGGACGUGCGCUCGGAGAACAGCGGUUUCAGCCACCAAGCAAGAAACGCUGACAUUUGGUUAAGUUAAUUCAGAAGUUAAGGCUUCAGUCGAAAUUCCCUGUCCUCCUGUUAGUCUUGAAUAGAUCUGAAUGUUAGUAGAGCCAUAAUAAAAAUAAAGUAAGAAAAUCUCUAAAACUCAAAACUGCAUUGUGUGGAACGAAAACCACUAAACCAAAAAAAGCAAUUUCACAACAUACAGUUAAACCAGCAAAGAGCGCCACCAGAGCCAUGACUGUUUAGAAGGUUCUGAACCGCCGUCUUGCAGCACACAGGGCUGGAACGCCAGCACUGACCAUUUUGGUGUUCCCCAGCAUCAGGGACUGACUCCGGUUUGUUAGAGCGAUGAGUGGAAAACACUGAACCACUGUAGCGCUGUGGCUCUCUGAGCCCAGUGCCGUCGGACCUCGCUCCGCUAACCCCCCACCCCACCUCGCCCCACCGCUACUCGUCGACGACUCAGGCCUUUGGCGCUGUCAGACGUGGACGUGUUGGGAUAUGCCAACACCUUCGCUCUUCAGUAGCUAGCUAAACCAGCUGGCUGCCUCUUUGGAUGUCGUCAAACUAAGCCAUGGCUUUCGCCGAGAGCACGUCUUGUCUGCCAAAAGCAAAGCUCGCAGUCUUCUGUCCAUACGUUUAACGGUAAAAUCAAAACAAGUAAAGACUACUUAACGUGUAGUAAUUCAGACUAGUGAAUUACCUAUAAUGAAAGCUGAAUAGAAGUUUUGUUAUGGAAUAGACUGAUAUCCAGUAGCCAAUAAAGUAAUCUUUGUUAUAGUAUUCUUCUAUAGCCACAAUAUCUUUCUGAAUAUAGUAUGACUCAAAGCUGCUCACACUGGUGAAAUGGAAAUUUCGGAAUUUAAUUGCUUAAUUUAAUUUUAAUAUUUUCUAAGCAUUGUUUGUACAAUUCAGAGAUGGUUUUCCAUGUUUUCCUUCACUGCUUCACAAAACAAUGAUCAAUAACACGAUUAUGACAACAGGUUCAAUGGCUUUCCCAUCUUGCAACAAUGUCCUUGAAAUGACAAUUGUCACUUUCUGUAGUAUUUUUGUUACUAUGUUGACAAUGUUAAAUACUGUAAAUCUGAAGUGUUGGAUGGGGGGGAGGUGUUUAGAGCACACUGUGUUCAUUCAUGUAUCUGAGCCAUUUUUUAAGUGAUCUGCAUUUCCUAUGCAAUAAUGCAAUAAUACAUCCAAAUUUGUUGUGAACAGAUGUAUUUACAUGUAAGACUGUACAUUUAUUUUAGCUUUCAUUUAGAAUGCUUCUGUUCAAAACAUUCUGAUGUUAGUAAAAUAAGUUGAGUUGGGGCCAGUUAGUGUUAUGCAAAGGACAAUGGAAGCCAUGUUAACUGACACCCCCCACCAGCUUUUCUUAAGACGUUUUGGCAUUUUUGGAAAAAAACUCUUGCAUUCAGCAUCAGAAAAGGGAAGUUCAUGUUUGAUAUGUUUACUUUAACACUCAAGCCUGAAGUUGAAGCAAAUGUGUGGUGUCUUUUUAUUUAUGUAUUCAUGGGCAAAAAAAAAUAAUUCUUUAUAGUUUAAUUGGUUUUGUAUGUUUAUUUCAUAAUGUCAGGUGACAUGUACGUGUGUGUGUAUUGCUAAAAACUUGCUUAGUGAGAUUUAAGGGGCCUUAAAUAUGCAUACAAAGUAGAACAUUGAAAAAAUAUUCUGCUAAAAUAAAGUAAAUAAUUAAAAGGUAACAAUGCAAGCUAGCUGCACACAGAACAAUAGCAUGUAGUAGUAUAAUUAGUAUGGUUAUUUAAGAGGUUUCAAAAACUACCAUAUAAGGUGCUGUCCUUUCAUGGCAGGUCAGUUCCCCCACACCAUCUUUUCUCAUUGGAACCACCUCUAUAAACAUUCUUUGAUGUACCAGCAACACCUUGCACAAAAGAAAAUCAAUAAAACUUAGAGCUGGA
Electrophorus electricus (electric eel) is the source of this 3524-nucleotide messenger RNA. NCBI's taxonomy places the organism in Eukaryota, Metazoa, Chordata, Actinopteri, Gymnotiformes, Gymnotidae. The record is from RefSeq and is a predicted model, not a curated record.